UUUGAUAUGAUGGUGAGUAUGAUCCGUUGAAAACCCCUAAUUAAACCCUAACACCAAGAACAACAUACAUCAUGCUUCCAUUUCUGAACCCGAAAAGCAUGCAGUCCCCAAAAUCUAUAAUCAGCAUUUCUAAGCUAAACCCUAAAUCCCUCUGCUUCUUCUAUUCGUCCGCAUUCUGUCAUCGUGAUCCUCACCUAGCUCCAUCGCAUUACCGUUUCAUCUCCUCCACCAACUCCGUUUGCUCAUGGAUGGACUCCAUCAAAGGGGUGUUCACCGGCAAAAAAGCCGACUCCAAAGACACUGUGGAAUCAUUCACGCUUCUUCGUUUUGCUGAUGAGCUGAAGAAUGCAAGGAGGGUUGGGUCAUUCAAGCAAUUCAUUGUGGGUCGAAGCAGUGAAGCAACAUUUGCCGACGCUUUUGAAAAAAUGGAGGGGAUUGUUCGAUAUCUCCAUGGUUUUGAUCCUACUGGAGAGAACGUGCAAACCUCCCAAAAGCAAGAAGCAGCAAAGCACUGUAAUUGCACAAUAGCUGAUGUUGAGAGGGCGCUUGCACAAUUUACGUGGGCCAAAGAAGCACAAAAGAAGCUACAGAAGUUAAAGGAAGAAGGAAAACCUGUUCCAAAGAGCAUUGCUGAGAUGCAAAAAAUGAUGGGAUCAACACCAUUAGAACUUGCAAGGUCUAAUUUGGCUAAGAGUGGGCAAUUAAGCAGAAAUGCAUUCUGUCCAUGCGGUUCUAAGAAGAGAUACAAACGGUGCUGUGGAAAGGAUUAGGAGGUUUGAAAGCUAGAAUGGAAGAAGAGCACUGACGAUCAUGCUUGGAUAGUUGGGUAUAACCGUAUAAGAAACUUGAAAUGUGGGCUAAGAUGCACCGUCUCAUGGACUUCUCAAUAUGGUCAUUUUUUCUUUUCAAACUCAAUAAGGUCAUUUGAUAAAUCUUGCAUAGACAAAUUUGCCAAAGAUCAGCUUCUUUUCAUUUUUGACCCUUGAAGUCUCAGGGUUGUUUUGUUUCACUGGGCUGCAAGUUGCAACAUGUAUUAUUAGUUUUCUGGAUGUGCUACCACUAAGAAUGUAGAACAGUGGUUGUUAUAGGAUUUUGCUCUUGACGACUAGGGAUUUCUUUUCUCUCCCCCCCCCUCUCCACAAAAAACUAAAGUUCAAAGGCACCAAGAUAUGAUGAUCAACAUCCCGAAUGCAUAAGAUGCCAAAGUUGUAAGGCACCUAAUCUACAGACUAUGAAGUUUGUGAACUGCUUGUAAAUCCCAAGAAACAUGCAGUGAGAUAGAUCAAAUCCGGGAGACUAGGCCAUGAGCUGAGACAUGGUCAACUUUCCAAUCAUUCAUUGGGAAAUUUGAACUGAGCUUCUUGGAUGUGCUUCAUAUGGUGCCUGAGGAAUCUGAGAGAAUUUUGCAAGUGGAAGUAAAAUUCAAAGCCAUCUUGAAAUAUCUCAAGAUUCCAUGAUUUGUUGUUUUUCACCUUUGAAUCCCACAUGGCACUAGCCAACUUGCUGCACACAAGCUUGUUGAAAGCCUACUGGCAAACAUAAGAAUAUGGUUGAACCAGGCUGUGUUUAUUCUUAAAGCCAUCAUUGAGAUUGUUCUGUUGUA
Messenger RNA from Manihot esculenta (cassava), 1603 nucleotides. Its product is annotated as protein translocase subunit SecA. Lineage: Eukaryota; Viridiplantae; Streptophyta; Magnoliopsida; Malpighiales; Euphorbiaceae. The record is from RefSeq and is a predicted model, not a curated record. The transcript has 5 exons. Bases 72 to 770 code for a protein of 232 amino acids.